This is a messenger RNA of Brassica rapa (field mustard), 477 nucleotides long. RefSeq lists its product as uncharacterized. NCBI's taxonomy places the organism in Eukaryota, Viridiplantae, Streptophyta, Magnoliopsida, Brassicales, Brassicaceae. The record is from RefSeq and is a predicted model, not a curated record.
AUGAAUAAGGUCCUAGAUAACAGGCCUUAUCACUUUGCAAGAUGGAUGGUGAUUUUGCAAAAAUGGGAGCCAACAAACUCAGUUUCUGUUCCCUCUCAUAUUCCCUUUUGGAUUCGUGUCCAAGGAGUACCGCUUCACCUCUGGAGUGAGGCCAUUCUCAGGAGUAUUGGAGAAGAUUUGGGUCAUUAUGAAAAGUGUGAGAUAUUGACUGGAACUAUGAGGCUGAGAACUCAUAUCAACGGUUUACUACUGCUGCUGAAGAAAUAUACUCUGGAGUGUGGAGAGGGCGAUGAGCUCAUACUCACCCUAGUAUAUGAAAAAUUGGAGAAACAUUGCCAACUCUGCCUCAAGUUGGAUCACGAGAGCGAGGAUUGUCCAGCCUCCGCUGAUAAGAGCGGCAGAAACAGUCUAAAGCCAAUGUUAUCAAGAGAGAUACCUCAGUUGGAGCACUCUGGGGAGGUUGUUCCAACGUCCUGA